This is a messenger RNA of Striga asiatica, 1069 nucleotides long. Lineage: Eukaryota; Viridiplantae; Streptophyta; Magnoliopsida; Lamiales; Orobanchaceae. The record is from the annotation of a GenBank genome assembly.
UUUCAUUUGGGGGAUGAAAAGUGAUUUUGAUAAAGAUAAUAGGUAUCAAAAUCUAAAAGGACUUAAAUUGGGGGAUAAAGAUGUAAUUUAUCCCAGUGACAAUGCGAGUUCAGCUCUUCCCGGAAUUGAACACUUGUUAAAUUUGUGACUCAAAAAUUCCAAAUCAUGGCGGAUGAAAACCCGACGGAUAAUCAGCAAAGUACCGCCGCCAUAGAAUUCUCCGAUGCCGAAAGCAAUGGCGGCACCAACCGUAUCUUAACCGCUACUCAUUCGACAGCUCCAAUUACAGCGGACGGUAAUCCAAAUGACCUCCUGCAAGAUUCCACCGCACAAGACUUCUCGGAAUCCGGCACCGAUGCCGGCGAUAAAGCAGACAGUGGUGACGUAAUUACGACAAGCAGCUCUAAUUCGCCGGUGGCGGAGAGCCUCUACUCUCUUAUUUCAUCUGUAUUGACGAGUUUCGAUUCCAGAGCCGACGCCACAUCUCGCAGCCAAGAACAACUUGCUUUUUCCCUCGAUCGUCUCACCGGAGAGCUCGAUAAAUUGUUGGAGGACGCACCCUCGCCCUUCAUUAUGCAGCAUGCAGGAAGGAUUUCUGGCCUCAGGAAAAGGGUCAAAGCUUUGAAUACUGUUUUGAAGAAUGUACAGCGACAAAUUGAUAAUAUGGACCGAAUGAUGUCAGCUGGAUUGGUGCAUGAAAAAUUGGCGGGAGAAAGUAGCGGACAACAACCCGAUUCGUAGUGGAGGGUUAAUUUAGCACCAACCUGAUGGAUUAUAGAGACUGAAGUUGGAUUGACUGCAAUGAUUUACUACUUACCAUUCAACAGUGGUUAUAUAUGUGCAGUUUAUGUUGUGAUGAGAAUGUGAUGUAUAAGUUAUUUUUCCCCUUAAUUCCUAUGCGAAUAAAAUUCUUUCGUUUUGGUUGCCUUGCAAAUGUCCUCCCCAAAGUGUUUAACGGAGACAUACGCAUCAUUCAGACUAUAAAAUCUCAUUAAAAAAAAUACUUUAAUGGAACAAGAUUGUUCAAAACUAAUGGAUUGAAUCGAAUAAACAAUAAGUCUAGUUUAAA